GUGAGCCAGUGUUCAAGUUCCGCACCGCUGACAAGGCCUGGCCUUGCGAGGCCGGGACCUGGAACCACCGCGCAGAAGCGGUAUACCGGGCUGCUGCAGAAAACUCAGAGCAUGAGAACGUCAAGCCUGUGCUGGCCAGGGGACUCAAAGCCGUCAAGUUUGUCCAUUGGCGCAUCCCUCCCAAAGUAUGGCAACGAUUUAUCCACACGCACAAUAGCUUUCACCAAGGCUCUGGUGCAAACUUCAUUGAUCAUUUGGAGGAAUCAGUGGCCAUCGAAUCGGAAUGGGAACUGGAGACGUCCAAGUCCGGGCUUCACUCGGCUAACCCUCGCUACAAGACUGCCUACAAAGACUUCCUGCUCGCGAAAAGCAUGUAUUUUCACGAUUGGGAUUCCUACCGGAAGGCCCUGUCGCUCAUGCACAUGCUCCAGAAGAGAUUCAAAGUAUGGACCCCCUGCCACCAGUUUUGGUGUGCACACGUUGAUUUUCUCGGAGAGAUGGACCCAUCCGCCGUUAUCAGCUGUAUGCACCAGUUGGCCGUGCUUAUCACUGGGAACAUGUGCAAAUUCUACAGCAACUCCCAAGUUCCUAAGGCUGCCGGAAAGGCAAGCAGUGAACGGCUGCCAGGAUGGACUUUUCAACGUUGGGAUCAGGAUAGUGCCAAGAUGAAUCUGAUCAAUCUCCCGAUGGGCGAGUCUGUGGUUGCUCGAAAGCUGUCUGCGCAAAACGGUGAGCAGGAUUGCAAGAACAACGGCAAGCGAGCCCAAGUCUGUGGAGACGUUCGCGAGGAGUUGGCUGGCUUGGGUGUACGUGACAAGAAGGCUCGUGUAGAGUGUCAGGGGGACGGCGGAAAUUCUUCCGCGGCCCAGCCAGCAUCAGAAGACCCGCAGAUUUCAUUGUUGGACGCCGCUGAAGGAUUUUCUGUGAAUGGAUGCUGGGAUUGA
Symbiodinium necroappetens is the source of this 944-nucleotide messenger RNA. The record is from the annotation of a GenBank genome assembly. NCBI's taxonomy places the organism in Eukaryota, Dinophyceae, Suessiales, Symbiodiniaceae.